Messenger RNA from Chrysoperla carnea, 1684 nucleotides. Its product is annotated as histone H3.3A. Gene Ontology annotation, molecular function: DNA binding; structural constituent of chromatin; protein heterodimerization activity. The record is from RefSeq and is a predicted model, not a curated record. Lineage: Eukaryota; Metazoa; Arthropoda; Insecta; Neuroptera; Chrysopidae. The transcript has 3 exons. Gene Ontology annotation, cellular component: nucleosome. The coding region runs from base 164 to 574 and encodes 136 amino acids.
CAAUAGAAUUAAAAAGUAGUAAGCGUCAGCUGUUGUUUCAGUCUUUCAUUUUGGUAUCCAUCUCAGUGUUCUGUUUCUGUUCUCAUUCUUAUUCGUAUAUUUGUCCGGAUAGUUGUGUUAUUAAAGUUUUUGUGAAAGCUUAUUAUCAAGUUUAAAGUGAAAAAUGGCGCGUACCAAGCAGACAGCUCGUAAAUCGACGGGAGGAAAAGCACCCCGUAAACAACUUGCAACAAAAGCAGCACGUAAAUCAGCACCAUCAACCGGAGGUGUUAAGAAACCACAUCGUUAUCGUCCAGGUACCGUAGCUCUUCGUGAAAUUCGUCGGUACCAAAAAUCAACUGAAUUGUUGAUCCGUAAAUUGCCUUUCCAACGGUUGGUUCGUGAAAUUGCCCAAGAUUUCAAAACAGAUUUACGUUUCCAGAGCGCAGCCAUUGGUGCUUUACAGGAAGCCAGUGAAGCUUAUUUGGUAGGCUUAUUCGAAGACACCAAUUUAUGCGCUAUUCACGCCAAACGUGUCACCAUUAUGCCGAAAGAUAUCCAGUUAGCACGACGAAUUCGAGGAGAACGUGCUUAAAUAUAUCUUAUCAUCAUAUUGUGUUCUAAACACACAUUUCCAUCGCCCCCCACUUUUCAAAAAUUUAUUAUAUUUCAUUAUUGAAUAUUUACUUCUUAAUUUGAAUUUUGUAAUUAAAAAAAAAAUUAAUUAGAUUCAUUUUUCACCAAUAAUAUUAAUUAAUUCAUUAUCAUAAUUAUUCAAGAAGUUAUCAAUAAUUUUGCCCCCCUUUUUAAUUAUUUUUUCGUAAAAUAAAUAUAUAUCAUCACUUUGGUACAAAACACAUGGUUUUUUAUUUUAGUUAAAUUUUAUUAUUUUCGACAAAUUUCUAACAUAAAAUAGGCUGAAUUUUUCUUAAUGAUUCGACCUUUAAUUUUUUUUUUUUGUCUAAAAUAUAAGUUAAAGCUUCAAAUUGGCGUGACGUUGAAAAUCAAUCAACUUGUUUUAAGGAAGUUUCAACGUGAUAACUACCGUAAAACCUACGUUUCCACAGUUUAACCAAUUUGUUUUCACAGGUUUAAUUUAGAACGCGAGAUAAUUAAAUGCCUAAGUUCCCAAUUUUGAUCAUUUUACGUCAAAAUGACGAAAUUUGGCCUUAAUUAUCUCGCGUUCUAACUUUGAAGUUUAAUAGUAAGCCCUAUUUUUUGUCUGUGUAAAAAAACUGGCUAAAUUCUGUAGAAAAGCAGAUCUUGCAGUAGUUACCACGCUGGAACUAUCUUAAAGAAGUUAAGAAGUAUUAAAAGCUAAACCCAUUUUGACUUUACUUCAGUGUUGAAGAGCAUUAUAACCUUUUAAUAAUUCCACCAUUUGAUUGAUGAUGAUCGGUAGCCAUUUUGAUUGUCCAACACUUGAGUUAUACUGAACGCAACCUUUCUGUAGUAUUAAAGUGAUGAUUUUGAAAUAUGUACUAAUAAAAAAAAUUCACAAUUUAUUUUCCACUGCCAAGAUAAUCUCACGUAAAUAGUUUUUAGUGUGAAGGAUUAUUAAUUAAAGUAGAGGAGUAUUGGGAAAAUUAUUCUUUAUUAUUUGUAAGCAAAUAUUUUUUUAUAGUUCAUAUUAUAUUUAAUUUUUUUUUUUUGGUCUUAUCUGGAUAACUUAUCUCUAUUUCACAGCUAUUUUAUGUUUGGAAUU